AUGAGCCGCGAGACCACGCUGGUGGAGCCUCCAGGGGACCAAAGGGCCGACGUCAGUGCGCAGCGGCUGCACAGAUGGGGCUUGAGAGAAUGCGGUCUGGGUCAGGGUGUUGAGAAAACCCCUACUAACGACAAGACAGCAGCAGCAGCAGCAGCAGUAGCUGCAGCAGCAGCAGCCGCAAGUGAUGCGGUUGAAAGGCGAGAGGCGGUGCAGGGAGCUGCGCCCGCGAACAUGAAUGAAAAGACGCAGCAGUAA
This is a messenger RNA of Eimeria mitis, 255 nucleotides long. RefSeq lists its product as uncharacterized. The transcript has a single exon. Lineage: Eukaryota; Apicomplexa; Conoidasida; Eucoccidiorida; Eimeriidae. The coding region runs from base 1 to 255 and encodes 84 amino acids. The record is from RefSeq and is a predicted model, not a curated record.